Molecule: messenger RNA, 1300 nt
Organism: Daldinia decipiens
Lineage: Eukaryota; Fungi; Ascomycota; Sordariomycetes; Xylariales; Hypoxylaceae
Exons: 1
Coding region: 141-1031 (296 amino acids)
Source: RefSeq, a predicted model, not a curated record
UGAAAUAUAAGACACAGUGUAAUAUGCAAGGGUGGGUAGUAGUCAGAUUCCCUCCAUAAGCAUUUCUCUGUGGUGGCGUACCAUCAUUCUCCGACUCACUUCCUCAUUUGAAAGUGUUCACUCUACGUAUUAUCGAGAGAAUGACUGAACUCACUCAAGACUCACUAUGCAUACAAACAGAUGUCGAAAAGGUGGAUGUUGGAAUGUAUGAGGCCGGAGAUGAAGAUAGAAGCGGCUUUCAUGUCUUCAAUAUUGCAAGAGAUCAAUAUCAUCGAGCAGAAGUUCUUCAGCGAACGGGGGCUAUUGACAUCACUUGCAACCUCAAGGAGGUCAUUCAUGGGGCCAUGUCUGCCAACAGUGACCGCUAUGCGACCUUGAUAGUUAUGGAGUGGGGGUUUCAGCCCAGAGGUUCACGUCGAAUUUCCGAGGCCUCAAUUGAGCUUCUAUUCGAGACUGCUUUGCCUGACAGCGACAUCGAGGUUGAAAAAGUCUCAUUCGAAGACACAUAUAGCCUAAUGCCAACGAUACAACAGGAAACUAUAACCAUGGGCGGGGAGGCUACAAUUGGGGUUGAACAAUUCGCCAGCCUUGGGUUGACUGGUAAAUGGGAGAAGACAAUCUCUAAAACAAGUUCAGAUGCUAUUACUUUGUGCGGAGGGAAACGGCUUAUCAACAACAGGCCCCCAAACUGCAUCGCAACGUGGAAGCUCUCCGAAAAUCAGGCGCAACGCACUGGGAUUCCUGCUUCGUUGAAGAUCGCAAUGCUUGUUUCGAGAGAUGACGAAGAGAAAUUCUUCUGUAAACUGGCUUUCACUUGCAAGACAGACCUAAAGACAUCUUCUAGAGGCCUAUUUAAGAAAAUCCCUAAGGAUGAUCCAAUUAUUUUCCAGCCAAACCCUAACGAUGUAGGGACGCGCCCGAAUAAUAAUGUGGCAUAUGGGAAUCUGGAAUUGGGAAGUGUCAACCUCAAUGAGCUUUGUAAUGUCACCUUUAGAACUAUCAUCACAAAAGGGCAGAAGCCUUGGGAAUAGUACGUCUAAAAGUCAGACUUGGAUUGUUGCUUCAAUAGGUACCUGGCCUUGUGCUCGUAGGAUGCCUAUUAGCUAAAUCAUAUAUCUCUGGUUCUUAAGCUACAACUUACAUCAGGUUAAUGAAGGAAGUACAGGUAUUUACUUCCCAGGAGAUUCCAUGUAAAGGAGAAAAGAAAAUAUACCAAAACCAAGCGGCUAUCACAACAGAAUCCUGAGUGACACUGUACAAAAGGACUACAUAAUAAACGAAUGCAAUUGAUAAGCUGACC